This is a messenger RNA of Ictidomys tridecemlineatus (thirteen-lined ground squirrel), 8301 nucleotides long. RefSeq names its product helicase, lymphoid specific (gene Hells). Gene Ontology annotation, biological process: pericentric heterochromatin formation; lymphocyte proliferation; DNA methylation-dependent constitutive heterochromatin formation. Gene Ontology annotation, cellular component: pericentric heterochromatin; nucleus. NCBI's taxonomy places the organism in Eukaryota, Metazoa, Chordata, Mammalia, Rodentia, Sciuridae. The record is from RefSeq and is a predicted model, not a curated record. Gene Ontology annotation, molecular function: chromatin binding; ATP binding.
GAAGUAUCGCGAGACAAUAGAGUUUUCCCGCGAAGGAGAAGCGCGCGUUUUUCCCGGGCUGGGUGUUGGGAGAGAAGGCUGGGUCUGCAGCUGCUGUGGGGGAUUAGCGCUUGGCUUAGCUGGCGCGGAGAGGCGAGCGCGAGGUUCCCCGAGAGCGUCCAGAGCCAUGCCGGCGGAGCAGCCCGCGAGCAGCGGCGGGCCCCCGGUUCCCGGAAUGGUUGAACAGGAGGAGACUGCUGUGAUUACCCCAGCCAUGCUGGAGGAGGAGACGCAGCUCGAGGCUGCGGGACUGGAGAGGGAGCGCAAGAUGAUGGAGAAGGCUCGCAUGUCGUGGGACAGAGAGUCCACAGAAAUUCGCUACCGUAGACUUCAACAUUUGCUUGAAAAAAGUAAUAUCUACUCCAAAUUCUUGUUGACUAAAAUGGAGCAGCAGCAGUUAGAGGAACAGAAGAAGAAAGAAAAAUUGGAGAGAAAAAAGGAAUCUUUAAAAGUUACAAAGGGAAAAAAAUUAGUUGGUGGAAGUGGAGAGAAUGCAGCCAUGAAAAAGAAAAGAGGAAGAGAAGAAGAAUCAUAUAAUAUUUCAGAGGUCAUGACAAAAGAGGAAAUUCUGUCUGUGGCUAAAAAAAAUAAAAAGGAAAAAGAGGAUGAAAGUUCCUCCUCUGCUAAUCUCUGUGUAGAAGAUCUUCAGAAAAAUAAAGAUUCAAAUAGUAUGAUUAAAGAUAGAUUGUCUCAGACAGUUAGGCAGAAUGCUAAAUUCUUUUUUGACCCAGUUCGGAAAUGUAAUGGACAGCCAGUGCCCUUUCAACAACCAAAGUACUUUACAGGAGGAGUGAUGCGAUGGUACCAAGUAGAAGGCAUGGAAUGGCUUAGGAUGCUUUGGGAAAAUGGAAUUAAUGGCAUUUUAGCAGAUGAAAUGGGCCUCGGAAAGACAGUUCAGUGCAUUGCUACAAUUGCAUUGAUGAUUCAGAGAGGAGUGCCUGGACCUUUUCUUGUUUGUGGCCCUUUGUCUACACUUCCUAACUGGAUGGCCGAAUUCAAAAGGUUUACACCAGAAAUUCCGACAAUGUUAUAUCAUGGAACUCAGGAAGAACGUCAAAAAUUGGUAAGGAAUAUUCACAAAAGGAAAGGGACACUGCAGAUUCAUCCUGUGGUAAUUACAUCAUUUGAAAUAGCCAUGAGAGACCGAAAUGCAUUACAGCAUUGUUAUUGGAAAUACUUAAUAGUAGAUGAAGGACACAGGAUUAAGAAUAUGAAAUGCCGUCUAAUCAGGGAGUUAAAACGGUUCAAUGCUGAUAACAAACUUCUUUUGACUGGUACUCCCUUACAAAACAAUUUAUCAGAACUUUGGUCAUUGCUAAACUUUUUGUUGCCAGAUGUAUUUGAUGACUUGAAAAGCUUUGAGUCUUGGUUUGACAUCACUAGUCUUUCUGAAACUGCUGAAGACAUUAUAGCCAAAGAAAGAGAGCAGAAUGUAUUGCAUAUGCUGCACCAGAUUCUGACUCCUUUUUUACUAAGAAGACUAAAAUCUGAUGUUGCUCUUGAAGUUCCUCCUAAACGAGAAGUAGUUGUUUAUGCACCGCUUUCGAAGAAACAAGAAGUCUUUUACACAGCAAUUGUGAAUCGUACAAUUGCAAAUAUGUUUGGAACCAGUGAGAAAGAAACAGUUGAACUAAGUCCUACUGGACGACCAAAACGGCGAACUAGAAAAUCAAUAAAUUACAGCAAGAUAGAUAACUUUCCUAAUGAAUUGGAAAAACUGAUCAGUCAAAUACAGCCAGAGGUGGACAGAGAAAGAACUGUGGUGGAAGUGAAUAGCCCUAUAGAAUCUGAAGUUAAUCUGAAGCUGCAGAAUAUAAUGAUGCUACUUCGUAAAUGCUGUAAUCAUCCAUAUCUGAUUGAAUAUCCUAUAGAUCCUGUUACACAAGAGUUUAAGAUUGAUGAAGAAUUAGUAACAAAUUCUGGGAAAUUCUUAAUUUUGGAUCGAAUGUUGCCAGAACUGAAAAAAAGAGGUCACAAGGUGCUGCUUUUUUCACAAAUGACAAGAAUGUUGGACAUUCUGAUGGAUUACUGCCAUCUUAGAAAUUUCAACUUUAGCAGGCUUGAUGGGUCCAUGUCUUAUUCCGAGAGAGAAGAAAAUAUGCACAGUUUCAACACAGAUCCAGAUGUGUUUAUCUUCUUAGUGAGUACACGAGCUGGUGGCCUGGGCAUUAAUUUGACUGCAGCAGAUACAGUUAUCAUUUAUGAUAGUGAUUGGAACCCCCAGUCUGAUCUUCAGGCCCAGGAUCGAUGUCAUAGAAUUGGUCAGACAAAGCCAGUUGUUGUAUAUCGCCUUGUUACAGCAAAUACUAUUGACCAGAAAAUUGUGGAAAGAGCAGCUGCUAAAAGAAAACUGGAAAAGUUGAUCAUUCACAAAAAUCAUUUCAAAGGUGGUCAGUCUGGAUUAAAUCAAUCUAAGAAUUUCUUAGAUCCUAAGGAAUUAAAGGAGUUAUUAAAAUCUAGAGAUUAUGAAAGGGAAGUCAAAGGAUCAAGAGAAAAGGUCAUUAGUGAUAAAGAUCUUGAGUUGUUGUUAGAUCGAAGUGAUCUCAUUGAUCAAAUGAAGGCCUCAGGACCGAUUAAAGAGAAGACAGGGAUAUUCAAGAUACUAGAAAAUUCUGAAGAUUCCAGUCCUGAAUGUUUGUUUUAAAUUGAAGCUAAAGAAUGACUUUUAAAAGUUCUUGUUUACAGUUAGUAAUUUACUUAUUGGUUUGGAAAUUCAAAUUGUCUACUAUUUUGUUUUUAUUAUAUCAUUUUACAUAAUGUAACUAGCACCAUUGCAUACAUAAUAGAUUAUAAUUUUCUGACCCUUUCUAAGAAGGAAAUGCAUAUUAAGUUUAAAUUUUCAGUUAAUAUUUGAGACUGGGUAGUACUCAUGAGCAUGGUCUGAUUGUACUUCACCAUUGCCAGAUUUAUACAGUCUUCCUGUGGAAGUUUAGUAAACAUAUCUUCCCCCCCCCCUUUCUUUUAGCAAUAUGGUUCAUAGGUUUUGGGUACUUCAGUUAUGGAGUAGUAGGCUUUGGUGGGGGUGAGAUUCGGAUUAUGCUUUCUAUUCUUGAAGUAACACAUUGUUUGAUUUUAGAAUCUAUAAGAUAGUUUGUCAAUAAAUGUUCGUUAUAAGAUGAUCUCAUUAAAUUAUUUUGUCAGGAAAGUAAUAGUCCAGGUUAAAUAAUAACAAAAGACAAUGUGUAUUGGGAUUCAACAUUUUUGUGCUUAUUCAGUUUUAUUCACUGGUACUACAAGAAUAUAUGGUAUAAAAGGUUUUAACUCAAAAUUGAGUUAACCCAGAAAAUGUUGUGGAAGAAACUGUAGUAGGGUCUUGUCAUAAGACAAGAAAUUGCAAAUAGUAUGUUAUACAGGACAAGAAAAAUGCUGAGAACUUAUGGGAGGGAGGGUAAAUUGAACUAGAGAGACGGAAGCAAGAUUCUGGAAUCUAACCUAAAAUCCAUAAGAGGAGAAUAAAGGCCAAAAAGGGAAGAAUUUAGGCCUUGCAUGAAAGGAUAAUCACAACAUGAAGAAGAGAAAUUUUGAAUAUACCCUGGGAGAGAGGAGGUGCUCCUUGACCCACAGGUUUUUCUAUACUGGUUGUUAAGGUUUCAGGGAAAAUUACUUUUGUUAUAUAUAGAGAAUGCUUUCAAGUUCCUGGAACUUAGCCUCAGGAGAAAAAACUGUCUUAAAAGAACAUUUGAGCAAGAGUUUUCUUUUAUUAAUAAAUGGAAAUAUUUGCCAGUCAGAGAAGCAGGCUAUCUAGUCUUGCUUGAAAUUCAUCAUCUAUGACUUCAGUGAGUUACUUAUUUGUUGUACUAAAUUUUGACAACCUGUUCUCCUAAAUGACUGUUUCAUAGCUUCAUCUCUGUCAUAUCUCUGAUAUUUCCUCCCUCUCACCAGAAAAGAACUUUUCGAGAAGUUAUCACUACAUCUGUUGUUCUUUAUCCUUUUGUCUUUUAACUGUCAAUAUGUUGUCCUAGCCAGAGCCAACUGAAAAGCCUUUUUUCUUUCCUUUUAUAGCAAAAUCACUUUAGAAAUUUGUCUAUAUCAUUGUUUUUUGUUUGUCUCUACCACUCCUGUCACCCCAUUUUGUUUGGAUAUUCAUCUCCACCAUGCUGUAGGAAUUGAUCUUGAUGUUUCCAGCUACCUCUGCAAACUCAUUUAACCCGUGGGCACUUUACCACUGAGCAACAUCCCCAAUCCUUUUUAUUUUAUUUCAAAACAGUCUCACUAAGUUGCUAAGGCUGUCUUUGAACUUGCUAUCCUCUUGCCUCUGUUUCCUAAGCCACUGGGAUUACAGGCAUGCACCACCAGUUCAAAACUCAAAUUCUUACAUAUGUCUAGAGUUUCCAUGGAUAGCAGGGUUUGCUUUUUCCUAUGUCUGUGGACCUGCUUGUUUAUCCAUCUUUCUUUGAUUCCCUUUAGCUCUAGUACUACAGUACAAGAGAGAAGUGGUACUAGAAUGUCAUACUACUUGGGACAAGACAAGUUAAUGUUGGAGGAGUUGAGAAAGUUCAGGUCUCAACAAACAGGACAUGUGCCUGCAAUCCCAAGAUGGUCAUAAAAUAUAUCACUGGUAAAUCCAAUGUACUUCACCAUUACUUUUGUUCCUUAUUCAGAUACUUGCAUGGUUUGUUUGUUGCUAUCCAGCUCACAUUUCACACCAAAAUAAAAUUUCCUGUUCUUUGUCAUGAAUGAUACUUUACCUGCCAGUCCAGGUGUGCUUUCAUAAAGACAAGAUUGGGCAUUUUUUCUGUCUUGGUACCUUUAUGUAAGAGAAUAUAUUGAAGACAAAGCAGGAAUAAAUUAAAGCAGUCAAUCAAUACACUGGAUUUAAAAAAUACUCCUAUUUCCUUAUAAUAAAGAUUAAAAACCUCCAGUUGGAUUAGUUUGUCAAGUGCUAAAUGGAAAAUUUUAAAGGAAAACUUUAUAACCUGGAUGUGUUAUAGACAAAAAUAUAAAGGGCAAAGAAUCUCUUCAAAAUUGUAAGAAGUGAAACGGUUUUUGUUUUAGCAGUAAACUAGACAUUAAAGUCUACAGUUGGGUUGAAGGAAAGAAAUUACAAAUUAUUUUCUAUCCAACUAUAGUAUUUAAAUACAAGGGUAGUAAAGACAGUUUCAGAUGUACAAGACCUCAAGAUUUAUUGGACACUAGGAGGUAAAAAGUGAUGGGCCCAACCCUGUGAAAUGUGCUAGAAACAGCCUACCAUAUGCUUUAGGUGGACACAAUAUCUUUAUUUUUUACUUUUAUGUGGUGGUGAGGAUUGAAUUCUGUGCCUCAUGCAUGCCAGGUGAGCGCUUCCACUUGAGCCACAUCCCCACCCCCAAAAUAUACUAUUCUUAAAUAGCAGUACUUUAGGCAAAGCAGAGUUGUAGCUGAGGACCAGUGGAAACUGGAUAAAUUUCAAGCAGGUAGCUGUCGUCACUGAAGAGUUAGCCUAUGCUUUUAGAAUUAGGGCUGCUGUUGUCAAGAACUAGCUUUUGCACCAUUUCCUUUACACAAAGGUACCUGUGACCACCUUGCUUGCAACAUGCAUCCUUUUCUGAAUAGUUCGAAGUACUUUUCUGGCUGUCAAAGGUGCUUAAAAAGUUUUUGUAAACAUUCCAUAAUAUACGGAGUAGUGGUUAAGUCCUGACUGGCUGGCAAUUCUGUAAAAUGAGAAUGUGGAGUUGAAGUGGUAUCAUUAAAAAGACAUUAAAUUUGAUAAUAAAGUUUGCCUGAAUUUAGGACAGAAGUAAAUGAUACAAGUUAAUGCAACGUCUGCCAUUCAGAGCUCAACAAAUUAAAAGUAUCACUACUUCUGUGUAUGUUAUUAAGAAUAAUUUGAUAAUAAGUAAACUACCAAAGAAAUAGUACUCAAGCAGAAAAGCAACAUUUCAAACCAUAAAAACAUUGUAGUAUUACUGUCCAAAUGCCAGAUAUUCUUCAUUCCUUGAGCAAAGAUGUGAGGUAUUUUUCUGAAAGGAAAAGAAUACUCUUUUGCCCUAGUCACCAUUUCUUUUGUAAAUACUGCAAUUGUGAAGCAUCUUCUUGGCUUGUAGGACCCCAAAAAGGUUUGGCUUGAACAUAUCAACUGAGGAGAGUAAUUGUAGUAGGAUGAGUUAAGAAGAUUUUGACAUUCACCUGGAACUUUUGGGGGAGGAGAGACUCAAUCAACUUUUAUGGCAAGUAUUAGGGAAAUAAUCAGAUUUGGUGUUCAGAAACCUGAGUUUCAGUUAUUGCUCUGUUCAAUGUUAACAGUCUAAGUCAUUUUCCUUAUAUUUAUAAUGAAGUUGAUAAUGAGCUUCAUUUCAAGUUUUUUGUUUUUUCCAUGUCAAAUAAGAGGAUGUGCAAAUGCACUCUAUUUUUUGUGUGCAUUGCUUCAGUGGAGUGAUGAGACCCUGCUUUAUUUAAGCAAGUGUCUGACCUAAGAAGGAAGUGUUUAAAUAUCAAUGAAGGCUUUCGUAGAAGAGUUAAACCUGUCUUUUGGGGUCAUUUAAAAAGGGGGAAAAAAAGAAAUUUAAUUGCACAUGACAACACAAGUUAUGUUCUUUGUAGAUCUCACAUCUGUCUUUAACUGAUCUUUCAUGUUUGUAGACACAAGAUCUUACAAAUCAGAAGUGUAAAUCCCAAGAGGCAAUUUUGUGGUUUCUUUUGGAAAUAGCUCAGUGGCAGAGUGUUGCCUGCUUAGCUGGCCAGGUUCCGUGGUGCAUGUCUGUAAGCCCAGAGGCUAGGAAGCUGAGGGAGGAUUCCAGUUUUGAAGCCAGCCUCAUCAAUUUAGCAAGGCUAUAAAUAACCUAGUGGGACCUCAUCUAAAAGUAAGAUUAAAAAGACUGGGGAUGUGACUUAGUAGUUAAGCACAGUUGGGUUUGAUCCCUGGUGCCAAAAUAAUACACCUAGCUUGCAGGAGACCUGUGAACUAACCACUCACUCACCCUUGAAAGUAGAAAGUGAGUGAGCUUUAGAAUUGGUUCUGGGAUCAAAGACAUUCUGUUAACUGUGUGACAUUUGGGAAAUCAGCCAAUCUCUGAGCUGUAGUUCCCUUGUCUACAAAAUGGGGAAACAGAAUUACAAUAAUAUCAGAUAUACAAUACAAUAGGUUUCAAAUUGACUUAAGCAUAGGCAGGGAAAGGAAGUUAAUCUCUAGAUCAGUAUAGAACAGCUCAUCAAUGCCUCUGGAGUACAUGAGAUCAAAGCUUUUCAUAGUAGCCCUAUUUGCUGUUUGUCAUUGUCACAAGUAUACAGAGUAUUUGUUUUCAGCUGCAUGAUAAGUAUUAUUCAAUACAGUCCUCAUAAAAGUGCUCUCAGGCCUUAAGUAGUUUUUUAAAAAUGUGAAAGUGUAAAGAGAUCAAAAGUUAGAAAACUGCUGGUGUGGAGGAUAUACUACCUCUAAUGUUCCACAUUGUUUACUCUCCAUUCUCUAUUGUGAAGAUCUAUCUGCCAUCCGUAUAUUCAGUUGUCAAUGUGUAUCUACCAUAUCUUUUUAAUUCCCUUUUAGUGCAUAGAAUGAUUUCUCUAGUCCAGUUUCACUAAAUUUUGCUAUGGGGCUUUUCACAGUGGCUAUAUGAAUUUAUACUCCCAUCAGCAUUACUUGUUUCCUCACAUCUUGUCAGUACUAUAAUUUUUGCCAUUCUGAGUUUUGUAAAGUGGCAUCUUAUUUAUAUUUUUCAUUUCCUCCAAUUGUUUUUCAUCUUCUGUUUUUCUUUUGGUUAGUCUUCAUGUAUUUCUUCCUGUCAUUAAACUUUCUAAGAUUGGCCUCUAGUUCUCUUAAGUCUUUCCUCUAUAUCAUAUUUGAUUCCUGCUUUCACCUUAACUUUGUUAUUUCCUUGUGUUCUAUUAAAAUAAGCAACACUUAUCGUAAACACUUAUUUGUUUUCAGUGUUUAUUAUUUCUGAUAAAGUAUUUAAAGAUAACGUAAUUCUCUUUAAUUACUUUUAAACAUAUCCUGUAAAUUUUGACUGGCAGUAUUUUCAUUACUACUAAGUGAUUAUAUAACUUCUUUUAAUGGUUUCUUCUUAAACCAAGGAUUUAUUUCUGAGAUAUUUAGUUGGCAGGUGUAUGAAUUUUACAGUUGCCUCUUAUUUGCCUUCUUUUUGCAUUGCAUUAUGCUCAGAGAACAUGAUUGGCAUAAUGUUGAUUUUUUUUUUUUUUUAGACUAUAUUGCUGUUUUCUUUAUGGCCUGAUAAGUGGUCAAUUUUGUGAAUGUCUGCAUUUGCACUUGAAUGUAUAGUUUCUUAGUAUUGAGUGUAAAUUUCUCUACAAAUUGGUAUGUUUUCCCCUUUAAUAAAUGUCUAUAUUUAA